AUAAGGUUCUUUCUUCUUCAUCUUUUCGCAUUCUGCCCUCAUUUCGAUGUGGUCACAGCGGUGUGGAAUCAAACCCACUACCUCAUGCUUUACAACAGUUUGCUCGAUGAGUCGAAUCAGUGGUUGUAGAUGACAGUUCAAGCAAAAUGUACAUGAUUACUGAAAAAAAAAAAACUGCUGUAGCAAAAGUUUGCCACAUGAAAUCAAAUAACCACCACUAAAUACAACGACAACAAAGGUGCACUCUCAAAAAAGGUUGCAGCCUUUGGGGCUUAUCUUCUCUCACAACUGCAAUCGCCAUCUGCCUUGCUAGCGUUUCCUUUGUUGAAAACUCUGCGCUCGCUACUUUUCUGUCGACAAUGCUAUGUCACGCUGAUAACGCCCAGAGUGACAUAGCACCGAGCGCUCAGCGUUAGAGAAAGGAAAGGUGCGCCAAAUAGAUGACGAUUAUCGUUGCGAUGUAAGAUAAGCCCCUAAAGGCGCAAAUGUUUUUAAGAGUGUGACGACGCUAAAGGUAAAGGUGAUUGCAUCGUCCUGAGCUUUCCGCGGUGAAGAAUCGACACAGCCAGUGAACAGUGAACCCCAGUUUUUAUUGAGCGUCGGUAUUUAUAGCGGACUCUGUCCGUAAGGGGGGAGUGCGCUAUCGUACAUCUGACAGCGGCAUGAUGACGGCUUGCGCCCACUGCUGGUGCGCAUGCGUGCGAUGCGAUACAGGGAUGAUGGUGAAUUCACCAUACUUGUUAUGCAUGAUUCCUAUAAUGAAAUGAAUUAAAUCAACUGAGACGCAAUGAUGACUCACUUCGCAGGAUUACGUAGAAUUUACGGUGGUGUCAGGACUGAACUGGAUACGAUUGUUAUCAGUAGUCGUUAUAAAUCUACGGCUACCUACUUAUACGCUAACCAUCGACAUCAUCUCGAAACCCAUACAGUGAGAAAUUUCAUCUUUAGAAAAAUUUUAGCGGUAGGCUUGAAAUCAUGCGCCCUGAAAGGGAAUACUAUUAAACGGGAAGAUGGAAGCGAAACGGGGCUGAUGAAUGAUCAGGCGCAUAUGAAAGAAUGCACUGCGUGCCGAUAAAUACACGAUACAGCGAUAACUUGUAUCGCGAGCUGUUGCUGCAUGGCAGUGAGUGUUUUGCUUGUCCAUAGCUUUAGAGGAUCUUUAGUAGUGGUUACUAAGCCAUGGCUGAUGAAAUAGGCCGAUGAUAAUGAUGUUGAAUAAGCCAUGGAACUGCCGAUAUUCUCUGACCCUAUUCUACCUCAACAGAACUGUCAGUACAAGAGCCUCAUAAUCUUGUGAAUAUUUAGCUGUCGUAGCGUGGCAGUCGCUGCGCGUACCAGAAAUUCUGAGUAAAACAUUGUGAUGCUUGAUGAGCGUUACUUAUCAAAGGCUCCACGCCAAAACACUUCCCGUUUGAAGAUAGCUUCUCCCGUUCGGUGACACAUUGAGUGCUGCGGAGAGCUUGAGGUAGAGAGAUCCUUUGCAAGGAUUUCUGUUUCCAGCGCUAACUGUUGUGGGAUCACUUCAAUAGUCAUUUUGUUGUCCGCCUCUUGCACCGGUGUCCGUUUGGCUGAUGUCCUGCUCUACACUGAGGGGAAAGAAAUCAAAAACGUAGUCAGCGAUGAAGUCCGACCGGCAGAAUAGGAAAGUGAAAGAAGGAAUAGUCGAGUGGCUCCACUUCACCAGUUUGAGGGCCACCACGACAAUUAAUGCAGUUUUCUUCUCGACAGGACAUGGCUCCGCACGCAUAUGUUAAUGUGUACUCCAACCGAUAUUCGACGAAGCUGUCCAAGAUUCACUACGCAUAAUAUUGCGCUCCUGCCAAUGCUACAACAAGAAGGAAUGCACCUGGAUGAUUAUGAAUGGCGCACAACACAAUCUGCUGCUGAUCUAUUAAGUAGAACCGAGUUAAAGUAAUUCAAAUGAGGCUACGUCCCCAGAAUGUAGGGUAGCCGACGAGAAACUUCCCCUUCUGGUUAACUUUCCUGCCUUUCCAAUCUCAUUUCUCCCUCUCUUUCUCCGUAUAGAAAAAGGAAGUAAGAAGAAGCGGUGUCUGUUCACCACCACAAACCAAGGCUUCCUUAGUCUCAAAAGCGGAUUGGUCGCCCGCAUCAGCAUUUUUUAUUCCAGCCGACGCCAGACGAAACAGUGAAAGGGUUAGAAUUGCUACAACUGAGGCUGGUUAGUCGUAUAUACUUAGUUUUGUACCGCCCGCUAUUUUGAACACAAAACAGAACAGGAUAUAGGCAGGUACGCGAACUAAGGGCUGUUUUAUUUCACACACGUUAGCGUUACAUUUAUAGGAAAUAGGCAUGUAACUGAACUCCCUUGAACGCGAGCAUAACGCAGGCGCAUCUCCGUCAAUUUCUUUUUCUGUGCCACGCGUUAUAUCAGUCUCACCCAUGCUCAUAUUUAUUGAUGGAUUGCUCAAGCAUUCACUUUCACGUGUCCUUAACAUAUGGAAGCCCUCAACAAUCAUUCGCCCCAUUCUGUGUUUUGCGUUCAAAACAGCGUGGUACGAAAAUUACGCGAGUUAUAGAGUUGCUACACACACUAUAAUGGCACCAGAUAUUACGCCUGUGCAUCGCGCUACGGGUGAAACUUGAAUUUUUUAAUGUUUAUGUAUGUGGUUGGUCGACGUGAUCGGCGGGGAAGAAGAAGGAGAAGCUAGACAGACAGCUCCGAGCGCGUGCCGCAACUGUCAGUUGCACUGCGUCACAGCGUAGACGUUCGCCCCGCAGCUUCAGAAAGACGCCAAUCAACUAGCCAGAGGCAUGUCGUCGGUCGACAGCUAUUCCUGCGGCAGCCAGUCCACGCUUUCCGAAGAGACCGAGCAGAUCUGGCCGCGCUACGUCGCCGGACGGCAGCGUGAGCGACGGCUCGACUGCUCCGAGUGCGAAGCGGCCGCCGCCAGCCGUAACGUAGGUCGCAGUGGGAGCAGCGUGCCCGAACGGCGAUCGCGGAGGACGAGAGGCUCGUCGCGACCGGACUCUUCGUUGUCCGUCGUCAACCAGUACGGCGUCGCGGACACGCAGUCCCUGAUCGCGGGCCGAUCCUUCUCGUGCGAGGGCGACGCCCCGGUGCCCAGCGUCCAUUGGGUGCGCGCCUUGUGCCUGGCGCUGAUGGCACUCUCCUCGGCGCUCUUCAUCGGCGCCGUCUCGCUGGCUCUGAUGCACUCGCUGCCGGAGACGUGGCCCACGCCGCCGUCCAGGGAUGCCAAGGUUCACGGCGCCGCCUCCGCAGCCAAUCCAAGCCAGGACAAGGCGGGGCAACAUCCGGUGGUCCAGGAUGCGGCGAGGCUGGAACAUGCGCCGAAGGAGCACGCCGGGACACCUUCAGUGGCCGCUGCAACAACCCGCACAUCCACGCCAACGUCCGCUGGUACAGCUCUUCCAGAAGGCACCGACGUGCAGGUCACGGCCAUUCAGCCCAGCGCUCGGCAUGAGAAGCCCGACCGAUGCCAGCGCGUCUUCUAUAAGUUCUGCUUGAAACCCCGGCGCGAGUUCUUCUUCAACCCGGCGGUCAACGCCUGCGUCGCACUGAGCGGUCGAGCCGGGGCCGAGGUCUGCAACCGGAGCCCGAACCGAUUCUUAACGGCUGUGGGCUGCUCGCGGCAGUGCGUCCGUACUAGGAAACCUGCCGGAAAGUGCUUGCAGACGGCUCUGCUGUCAACGUGUGGCAGGGGCGACGUCGUGAACGGCAGCAACCUGUGGUUCUUCCACAGUCGCGGCUGCCACCUGUGGAGCUUCCCGUCGGGCAAGUGCCCGUCUUGGGACGGCCAGCUGUUCUCCAGCGUGGGCCGGUGCCUGGACGCGUGCGUGCGCCGACGCGCGGGAUCGUACUCCGCGCGCGCCUGCCGGACGCCUGCGCCGGCCACGUGCAACUCCCGGCAGCUCAAGUUUCCUUUCUUCGCCGCCGACUUUGGGGAAAGCGUGGCGCUGCGUUGCCUGCCCACGUCUACGGCGGGCCAAGCCUGGCGCCGGUGUCUGGCUGGCGCCAACCGAUUCAGGACGAGGGCGGCCUGCGAGGCAGCCUGCGUUUACGGAGGCAGCUAGCGUACUGGCGCGGUCCUCUUAAGUACAAGCUGGCUUUCCCGUCUGGCCCCCGUGGGUUCACGUCGCGGGAGUCAAGAAGUUGCGCCCUGCAACCACAUAGCGGGAGUGCCUGCCGUUUUGUAAAAAUAAAAAUAAAUUGCUCAGAUAUU
Molecule: messenger RNA, 4202 nt
Organism: Dermacentor andersoni
Lineage: Eukaryota; Metazoa; Arthropoda; Arachnida; Ixodida; Ixodidae
Source: RefSeq, a predicted model, not a curated record